AUGAUUCUACAGACAUAGAGAAUCAGCAAUACAGUUGACGUUUUAGCCAGCUGGCAAAUUAAUCUCAGACUGCACGUAAAAAGUCUUAUUAAAAUAAUAACAAUUAAGAGCGAAUAUAUAUAUAAUACAAUUUUACUUUUUUAAAAAUAUUUUUUAACAUAUCAGAAUGUUUAUGUUUGAUCUAAUCUUUUAUACAUUGUACAUUUACUUCUCCGAAUAUUAUAAAAGUUCACUUAAUGGCCUUGUGUCUACAACAGAAUCAUUCACGCACACAGAAAUAAUGUAAGGCAUUAUUAUGAAGUAUUAUUCAGGCGAACAUAUAAAAUACUUUUAAUAUUGUUAGAGUUAAUUAACAAAUGUUUAUUACAAACUUAAAUCUUAUAUGCGAUUGUGGAUGUAUUGUACAGCCAUUUAAUCCGUCCAUUGAGUAAUAUUAUAUUUUUAUCACAUAUAUUUAUAUGUAUAUUAUAUGUAUAGUAUAUAGUCCGUCCAUUUUUCAAUAAAAUUAUUUACAACUAAAGUUUUUGUUUCAUGUUUUUCUUGUAAGUACUAAACUAUAAGUACUAAAAUGUAAGUACUAAACUGAACCAAACACGCUUAUACCUGUUCAGUCGUGCAUUCGUUAUCGCUUGACGGACGCAACCAUUCUUUUCCGCAAAUUACCGAAGCUCCUAUGAGUGCAAAGCAAAUUGCAUGUGAGAGGGGGAAUGUUAAACUCUGUGAAGAGUACGUGUAUUGACAUAUCUCUUUUAUGAUUAGUCGCGUAUCAUACGUGUGUGUAGGGGAUAAUCGAUAUCUGCGUAGAUAAGCAGGAUAAAGAGGAUAGUUGUUAUAUUCGUGAAAACAAUUCCAAGUCCACAUAUCACGUUACGGUAUAAUUAACACUGACGUUCAGGUGCGAUUGCAGUAAUAACGUUGAAGCGACUUUGUGCACAACUAAGGAAGUCGCGCAACUCCGAUCCCGAUUAAUUAUACAACAUGAAGUGGAAAUUAGGCAGCCUCUACAAGGUGUUCACUCGCAAAAAGAUAGUGGACGUCUCUCAGGAUUCUAAAUUGGCAAGAUGUUUAUCGACCCUUGAUCUCACAGCUUUAGGAAUUGGUUCUACUUUAGGAGUAGGUGUAUACGUUCUGGCAGGAACUGUCGCGAGGAACACUGCUGGUCCUGCCGUGGUCAUUUCAUUCGCCAUUGCCGCGGUAGCAUCGAUGUUUGCUGGUCUCUGUUACGCCGAGUUCGGUGCGCGAGUUCCUCGUGCUGGAUCUGCAUAUGUUUACAGCUAUGUCACGAUGGGCGAAUUCGUGGCGUUCCUCAUCGGCUGGACCUUGAUUCUAGAGUAUGUGAUCGGAUCGGCCAGCGUAGUGCGCGGCCUUAGCACGUACGUUGAUGCACUCUUUAACAAUACCAUGAGGAAAGCCUUCGAAUCAGCGGCGCCGAUCGAUGUCAAUCACCUGUCGUCGUAUCCAGAUUUCUUUGCGUUCGGUGUUACUUUGGUAUUCUCAGUUGCGCUUGCCUUCGGAGCCAAGGAAUCCUCGUUAGCGAACAAUGUCUUCACCCUGGUCAAUCUCUGCGUCGUGCUCUUCGUCAUAAUUGCCGGCUCUUUCAAAGCUGAUGCCAGCAAUUGGAAAACGAAGCCCUCAUGCACGGAAGAGGAGUGCAAGUUCGGAACCGGUGGAUUCGCACCUUACGGCAUAUCGGGCAUCAUAGCUGGCGCAGCGACAUGCUUCUACGGAUUCAUUGGUUUUGAUUGCGUGGCCACUACAGGAGAAGAAGCCAAAAAUCCACAGAGAUCCAUCCCGAUAGCGAUCGUUGCAUCACUAACAGUCGUCUUUCUAGCAUACUUCGGUGUUUCAGCGGUACUAACUACUGUGUUACCGUACUACGAACAAAACCCUGACGCGCCGUUCCCGCACCUGUUUGAGACGAUAGGAUGGAACUGGGCCAAGUGGUUUGUCUCGAUCGGAGCGAUUUGCGGACUCUGUUCCAGUUUGUUAGGUGCGAUGUUUCCCCUGCCACGAGUAAUUUACGCAAUGGCUUCAGACGGACUGAUCUUCAAGUGGAUGGGAAAAGUGAGUUCGCGAUUCCAGACCCCGUUCAUGGGCACACUUUCUGCUGGGUUUCUGACAGGAAUUCUGGCAGCAAUAUUCGAACUCACGCAACUGGUCAAUAUGAUGAGUAUCGGCACGUUACUGGCGUACUCGAUUGUGGCAUGUUGCGUGCUUAUCCUACGAUACGAAGAAAGUGAAGCUUGUGAGAAGAAAGGCGAUCGCGAUCCAAGGACUUGUCUGUUCAUCAUGAAGCAACUGGUGAACGCGAACAAAUUAAAUCAUUCCACAAAACUUACUUCGCAGAUUGUUACUUCUCUCGUAUCUUGCUACGUCGUCCUUUGUGCGUGCAUCGGCGCUUUGUUAUCAACUUGCUUAGAAGAAAUCAACGCCGGGAAAGCGAUAUUCAUAGUACCACUUGCCAUUUUAGUCGUUGCACUCUUGAUUGUCCUCUGUUUCAUUUAUCUUCAACCAGUCUCCGACAAGGAACUCUCAUUCUCGGUGCCGCUUGUGCCAUUCUUGCCAGGACUUAGCAUCAUUAUCAACAUUUAUCUUAUGAUGAUGUUAGAUGUUAUGACAUGGAUACGCUUUGCCGUGUGGAUGGUAGUUGGUUUGAGCAUAUAUUUUUUAUAUGGCGUGUGGCACAGUAAUAAUCAACAAAAGAAGAUGCCAAUUGCCAAUUCUAACAACGAAGCGCGGAAGGAUUCUGACUUUUCUCACAUUACGUGAUAAAUAUAAUAACAUAUGUUUCUUCUGUC
Molecule: messenger RNA, 2798 nt
Organism: Ooceraea biroi (clonal raider ant)
Lineage: Eukaryota; Metazoa; Arthropoda; Insecta; Hymenoptera; Formicidae
Product: cationic amino acid transporter 2
Biological process (GO): L-arginine import across plasma membrane; L-ornithine transmembrane transport
Cellular component (GO): plasma membrane
Molecular function (GO): L-lysine transmembrane transporter activity; L-ornithine transmembrane transporter activity; L-arginine transmembrane transporter activity
Source: RefSeq, a predicted model, not a curated record